Gadus morhua (Atlantic cod) is the source of this 2289-nucleotide messenger RNA. It is a transcript of the gene adap2, whose product is annotated as ArfGAP with dual PH domains 2. Gene Ontology annotation, biological process: heart development; positive regulation of GTPase activity. Gene Ontology annotation, molecular function: phosphatidylinositol-3,4,5-trisphosphate binding; GTPase activator activity; phosphatidylinositol bisphosphate binding. The transcript has 11 exons. Gene Ontology annotation, cellular component: intracellular membrane-bounded organelle; plasma membrane; cytoplasm. The record is from RefSeq and is a predicted model, not a curated record. NCBI's taxonomy places the organism in Eukaryota, Metazoa, Chordata, Actinopteri, Gadiformes, Gadidae. The coding region runs from base 195 to 1334 and encodes 379 amino acids.
UUCAGUUACUGUGUUGCCUGGGAGAACAAUAAACCGUGUCGGUUUUUGGCGCUAAGAGGAAAUUCUAAAUCUCUUGGCCCACUGAAAGGAACCCAGUAGUUAUUUUAACCUUUGUGCAAAUAUGGACUACUUGUUACACUGUAGCCUCUUAGGUGGGACUUAAUAGCCAUUUCAAUAGCAUCAACCUGUGACCUAUGGCAAAUCCGGAAAGAAAUAAGAGGAUCUUGCUUGAUUUGAUGAAACAGCCAGGAAAUCACUUGUGUGCUGAUUGCGGAGCCCCAGAUCCGGACUGGGCCUCAUACGUCCUUGGUAUUUUCGUGUGUCUGAACUGUUCUGGAACACACCGGGACUUACCGGCUGUCAGCAGAGUCAAGUCCAUACGCCUGGAUUACUGGGAAGACUCUCUUGUUGAGUUCAUGAGAGAAAAGGGCAACACUUCCUCCAAUUCUGUGUUUGAGAAAUGCAUCCCUGCUUUUUUCUAUCAGCCACAACAGAAAGAUUGUGUUGUUCUUAGGGAUCAAUGGAUCCGUGCAAAAUACGAGAGAAGAGAAUUCACAGGGGAAAACGUUCGGCGUGACUAUAACUCAGACAUAUUGGAGGCAGCUCUAUGGAAGAAGGGCAAGAACAAAAAGGCGUUUCUCAAGAGGACCUUCCUGCUCUGCCAGAGAGAGUUCACACUCAGAUACUUUGUCAGAGAAGACUCCAAGGUUCCCAAACGUGUGAUCUACAUGAAGGACCUGAACGCAGUUUUCCAGCCCGAGAAGAUGGGCCACGCUCACGGCCUGCAGAUCUCCUACCAGCAGGAGGAACGCACCAGGAAUUUGUUUGUUUACCAUGAGAGUGGACAGGUAAUUGUUUCCUGGUUCAAUGCUAUUCGGGCGACUAAGUUGGCAUACCUCAAGAGGAAACACCCAGCUGCUCAAGACAAUGUGUUAAUACCUCUGAUUAGCAGGUGCUGCGUGAAAGAAGGCUACAUGGAAAAAACAGGUCCCUUGCAGUGGGAGCCAUUCAAGAAGAGGUGGUUCACAUUAAGUUUACAAGACAGAAAGCUUCUGUACUUUAAAACUCCAAUGGAUGCCACCGAGCUGGGGGCCGUCUUCCUCGGGACGGAGAGCCAUGGCUACUCGGUCGACGGGCAGAGCCCGGCGGGGAGGCGCCAGGGCAAGUGGAACUGGGGCAUCGCCAUGACGACCCCUGGGAGGCAGUUCAUCUUCAUGUGUGAACAAGAGCAGGAACAGGGGGAGUGGCUAGAGGCCCUCCGAGAGGUCAUCUCCACACCCAUGACUCUACAGGACUACUCCAAUGAAGCAAAUUGGAGGAGAAGAAGGAAGUGACACACAGCAGCAGGAAGUGGGACUCGAUUGGUCGGUUUACAGAAGAGAGCGUAAAGGGUGGCCCCUGGGCAUAGGUCAUAAAGGCUGUCACCUUGGGUGCCCUUCAUCCUUUUUACUGUUUUUCAUUGUAAAUGAUAACAAUUAUAAUUACACUAAUUUAUAUUUUAAUCACUUUGACAAUUAGUUUGAUGCGUCACCAUUUUUGUGUUGUUCAAAGAGCCAUAUUGUCGAGUGAUUCUGUGCUGUUAAUCUGUGGUUCCAUUAUAGCCCUGCUAGUUUUUGUUUCUAUCAUGGUUGAGCCUUAUGUCAUUUUGGUUAUGAGGAUUUGCUAUUGGCUGUUCACUUGUAUGUGUGCUUCGGUGCAUUAUUUUACAUUUACCUAGGGUUAGUUAUUUGCCUUUCAGUAAAUUGAGGCUCAAACCACUGACUUGUAUUAUUGGCAAGGAGCAGCCCGCUAGGUAAGCUGGCCUGCGGUAAGUUUAAUAUGGGCCCUUAAGGACCUUAGUCCUGGGGCCCAUUACGCGUUAACGCUCCCCCUGACUGUUGGUAUUGAGCUCUGGAGACUUGGGUUCAGGUCCAGCUGGGCUGGUCUCAAUGGAAACCUUCUAUUUGUAAGUAGGAAACGUAACAACGUCAUGUGAAAUGUAAUGUCAAUCAUAAGCUCCGACCAAAUCAGUGCUAGUGUCUCAGGGGAGAGAGCUGUGGGAUAUCAGCUGGAUUCCUAUCCCGCCAUUGGUGAUCUCCAUGGGGGUAAGGAGCAAUUUUUAUUUAUUUUAUUAUUUUUUUUGGCUCUAGGGGGCCCCCUAGCAGUGGCCCGGGGCCCCAAGCAAUUGCGGGGCCCCAGGCAAUUGCCUGGUAUGCCUAAUGGGAUGCAGCGCCUCUGAACCUAAUGCAAUCCUGUCAUUUUGGAUUGCCUAAUUUGUGACUACAUUUAUGAGUAAAACCAUUAAUUGUA